ACUUUCCCGUGUCAGUGCGGACCGAAUGGUAACGUCGCAGCUGUCUCCAUUUUAUUAAAACAACUGAUUAAUAUUUGCCGUUUCUGCUGGCUCGUAUAAGACAUGGACAUCCUGUAGAAUGAUCAGAAUGAAAGGGAUUCGGAGAAGGACCGUUUUAAAGGGUAUUCUAAGCCAAAGAGAUCGGGAGGAUUACACAAAGUGCCGCUGCCGGAGACAUUGAGUCUUACAUAAAACUAAUGGGUCAUCUAAACGUUGGUCAUGAAUAUGCUUCAUUCGGCAGAAAUCAAGAAACUCAUAAUCAGCACUGACGUCGAUGUGUGAAAAUCAGCUUUCAACUUUUUCUUUCGUUGGUUGCUCACUUGUUUGGAGACUCGUGAUUUCAAAACAAACCCCAACGAACUCAUUCUGGUUUGUUUUGAAGACAUAUUUAAACGUUUGUCUCUCUUUUUUUUUUUUACAUUACAACCUUACAUGAAAACAUUGCUAGAUGUGUUAUGUAUUGUUUUGUCAGAGACAUUUAUUUUAUUUAUUUAUUUUUAUAUAUAUAUUUUUUGCUUUACCGGGAAAUUAACCAGUCAUUUAGGUGUUUUGGUGGGCCAAGCAGUGGUGAAUGGGAAAUGAAUAGUGUUUAUAAACAUUUAGCCUUUGGUCUCAUGUUAUUGAUUUUCACCAGUAUUCCGAUCAUGUUGCAUUAAAGAUGGUGUUUUUGUGAAGUAACUAAAAUAGGACUAUAUUUGGUUAUUUGUAGCCUGGAUUCCACCAAAGCUUUAAACCCGAGCCCUAUACGUUGUACUUGUCCGCUUUCCUAAAAGCGGACAUUUGCAUUUUAUGCGGUGUAGCAGACAAUGGAUGCUGGGAUUCAAAACCACACCGAACAUUAUGUGCACGAUCCCUCCAAACCGACCGCACCGGGAUUGUGUGUGGAAAUGCUCGGGGUUGCGGACGAGGCUUGCCGGGCCGGAGACUUCGAUCUGGCUGCGGAGAUCUAUACCUCUCAGCUCGCCGAGCUCGAGCACACCGACCGUGGCCUCUCCCUGCGGAAAGCUGACGCUCUAGCCCGUGGGGGACAUAUAGCCGAUGCGCUGGACUCGUAUUGCAUCGCUGCAAACUUCCAGGCACUGAGACCUGAUGAACUGCAGAUUUUAGUUGAAGUUAUAGCACAUACGAUCCGCACUAAAGAGCAGAGUGUCAGUAAGACAAUAAGCGGGGGCUCUACCUCAGAAAGCAGAUGUUUUGAGAGCGAUGAGUUAGACGAUGAACAGAAUUUAGACUUGUUUUCAUGCCGCCUUUGCAAGUGUUUAUUGACGGAACCGACGUCCUUGGUGUGUGGACACACUUUCUGUAAGCGCUGUCUGGAAGAUGACCUUACAAAAGAGUGCAGAAGCUGCCGUUUAAAACCCAACAAAUCACCCAGACAAUUUACUGUGGACGGACUCAGAGUAAAUGUUAUUUUCAGUGGCUUGAUUGAAAAAUGGUUUAAUUCGGAAAGCAAAGUGAGACGAUACUGGUUGGAAGGGGAAGGUCUUUGGAAAAAACAGGACGUAUCCAACGCAAUACUGAAGUUCAACAGGGCGAUUGAACUAGAGCCCUGUAUAUGUCAGCUCCUGGCUCGGCGGGCAGAGCUGCUUAUGGAAAUGAAAAAUUUUGGCCAAGCCAUCAAGGAUGGGGACACCAUGUGCCAACUCCGUCCCCAGUGGCCAAAGGCUCACUACAUUCAGGCUACAGCGUUUAGGAGCGCUGGCCGCAAUGAGGAGGCUCUACAAGAGUAUUUCUACUGUUUGGCUCUGAAAUCUGACUGGAUCGCUGUAAAACUGGAGGCCCAAAAGAUCCUGAGUCACAUGUUCUCCUCGGUCUUUGCAAAUAAUGGUCUGGCCACGUCCAUGCAGCCCCUUCCAGCUGGACCCUCCUCUCGUAUCAAACCUUCAUCCCUCAGCUCUCUUCACUCCUCUCUUCCUAGAGAUGGAGCCAAAGCAGGCUGCUCCAAUGAAUCAACACUCAGCUGCAGCAAGUUCAAAGAUGGGAACUCCUCUAUUUUACAAAGAUCUGAAAACAUAAACUCUGUUGGCCUCAGUUCAUUUUUUGUUCAACCAGUCCUAAAAAGGAAAUGGACAGAAGAUGUUAAGGCCUUUGAGCCACCCAGCAAACAGCUUAAAGAAGAUAAGGCAUCUUCAUGUAAAACUCUCCCUACUUUUUCUGGGGGGAGGCAAGUUCAAUCACAGCUUUUGGACAGUGCAGACUUUGAAUGUUCUCUCUGCAUGAGACUGUUUUAUGAGCCUGUCACCACACCCUGUGGACACACAUUCUGCCUCAAGUGUUUGGAGCGCUGUUUGGACCACAACCAUAACUGUCCCCUGUGCAAGGAGAACCUCUCCGAGUAUCUGGCCACUAGAGCAUACAACAAAACUCUUCUAAUAGAAAAAUUAUUGCAGCGGUUCUUUUGUGAUGAGCUAGCAGAAAGGCGAAAAGUAUAUGAAGAAGAGAUGAAAGAAUUGUCAAACUUGAACCAGGAAGUGCCCAUCUUUGUUUGCACUAUGGCAUUUCCUACUAUUCCCUGCCCACUGCAUGUUUUUGAGCCUCGAUACAGGCUUAUGAUUCGCAGAUCUAUGGAAACAGGAACCAGACAGUUUGGCAUGUGCAUUGCUGAUGAACUAAAAGGGUUUGCAGACCACGGCUGUAUGCUGCAGGUGAGGGAUGUCAAGUUUUUUCCUGAUGGACGCUCUGUGGUGGACACCAUAGGCAUUGCUCGUUUCAGAGUGCUCACUCACGGCCAGAGAGAUGGAUACCACACAGCCAAGAUUGAAUAUUUGGAGGAUAAAAAGGUUGAAGGAGAGGAGUUGACUGAGCUCCUGAAGUUGCAUGACUCUGUGUAUGAUCAGGCCUUGGGCUGGUUCACUUCCCUUAAAGAUGAUAUGAAGAACCAAAUCAUCAGCCACUUUGGGCAGCUGCCUGUCAAAGACUCUGGCCCACAGGAUAAUCCCAAUGGUCCUGCGUGGUGUUGGUGGCUGUUGGCUGUGCUGCCGCUGGAAAACAAAGCCCAGCUGACCAUCCUCGCCAUGAACACUCUUAAGGAUCGGCUGAUCGCCAUCCGCAGGGUCCUCAUUUUUGUAACUCGCAAGCGCCCACGAUGAUAAAUAAGGUCUUGGUCUAAAUGAGAUUAUCAACAUCAACCCAUAGCUUGGGAAUGCUGAUUCAGGCUGGGGUCACUGAGGUUUCUUCCAGCGGCCAUCUUGGUCCGUCAUUGCAGCACGCAACCCUCACCAGUUAGUCACCUGUGACAUUGUUCAAUGAAAAACAAAUUGCAUCUAAAUAUGUUAAUUUAGGCUCAUCAGUUGGCAGUGGUGAGCUAAGUUGUAGUCAUGCUAUGAGAGAGAUCAUCAUUAAUGGCCUACAUUAGGAAGUUCUCAUUUAGUUCAGGUGCAGUCAAACCGUUUACCAGUUUAACAGUAGCAUCAAACAGUGGGAAGUUUGUUUUUUAAGCAUCUUCGGUCCUUUGAAAAUAACACCUCUGUUUUGUGCCUAGGUAGUGUGUAUGACUGACCAAAUGCUUCCCAUGGGCUUGCAAAUAUAAAAACUGGCCUUGUGUGUUAGUUAAAAAAAAUCCAUGUGCUUCAGUUUGGAAAUGAGCAGUCACCUUAUUUCCAUAUUGUAAAAGAUGAUUAAAAGAAAAACUAAUUUGACUUAAUUUAAUAUUACAUGUACUGUAACCCUGCUUUCUCUGUAUCUAUGUUUCUUAUACACAUUUAGAUGUCUAGUUCAUUCACAAAACAUAAACUCUGUCAGAAAUUACAACGUUCUACUGACAUCCAUUUAAUUUUCCCCCAUGGGUUUAAAAGGCCGCACACUCCUACCUUGAAUACAGCCUUAAUGAUAUAUAGUAACAACAACAGGAGUUGUUUUUAUAUUUCAAGAGUCUGUUUGUGAUUUUUGUCAUGAAGUGAAUAUUAAUUGGAAAAAAUUUAAACAUUCAGAAUGAGUAAAUUGUAAACUGGAGCCAAAUUGUGUGAAGUCCUACUAUAAAUCAUGUUUGAACAAGGACCAUUUUUAUGCGUGACGUGUAAUAUACAUGUAGAGUGCAAUGUGUGGAUGGGUGGCUUAUGUCUAUAUAUUAAUCUUUAUAGACUAUGAGAAGCCUUCAAGCAUUCAUUCAUUUUCUUCUCAUUGUUCUUUUCUCUGUGAUGUGCAUGUCUUGUGUAUGUCCAUUAUCUACCUUUUCCUGUGCAAAUUACUACUUAAAUGCUGCAUUUUUGGUGUAAAUGUGUAAAUCAAUAU
Sinocyclocheilus rhinocerous is the source of this 4269-nucleotide messenger RNA. Its product is annotated as LON peptidase N-terminal domain and RING finger protein 2-like. The transcript is spliced from 12 exons. The record is from RefSeq and is a predicted model, not a curated record. The coding region runs from base 846 to 3128 and encodes 760 amino acids. NCBI's taxonomy places the organism in Eukaryota, Metazoa, Chordata, Actinopteri, Cypriniformes, Cyprinidae. Gene Ontology annotation, molecular function: ubiquitin protein ligase activity; protein binding.